UCAAAAAUUACAAAAAAAAAAUUACAAAAUCAAUUGGCAGUUUUGGCGCCAUUUAUCAGAAGUUGAAGCUGAAUAUCUGAAACAUCAGUUUCAGAAUUUGGCAGAAAAACAAUAAUCUUUUAUGGAUCAGAGCUUUAAAUUUCUUGCACAUGAGUCAUAAUAUAGCAAAGUUAGUUACAAAUGGUUAUUUCAAAGAAGCUUUGCAUUUGUAUUCUCAACUUCGUUCUUCGUCUUUACCAAUCAACCAUUUGUCCUACCCAUGUCUUCUCAAAUCUUGCGCAAAGCUAAAUUACCCUCUUCAAGGACAAAUCAUUCAUACCCAUCUCAUCAAAUAUGGGUAUUACUGCGAUACUUACGCUGCAACGGGACUUACUCAUAUGUACAUGAAGUUUCAACUAGUGAAGUAUGCAGUCAAGGUGUUUGAUGAAAUGCCACAACGAAAUGAGGCCUCUGUUAAUGCGAUGAUUUCUGGGUUUUCUCAGAAUGGGUGCGUUGGAGAAGCUCUUCUUGUUUUUAGAGAGGUUGGGUUGAAGAGGUUUAGGCCGAAUUCGGUGAUGAUUGCUAGUGUGUUGUCGGCGUGUGAUGUUGUUGGAAAUGGUAGUCAGGUUCAUUGUUGGGCGGUAAAGAUUGGUGUUGAAAGGGAUGUUUUUGUUUCGACUGGGGUUGUGACAAUGUAUAUGAGUUGUUUAGAAGUGGUUUCUGCCACGAAGGCUUUUAGAAUGAUGAAUUACAAGAAUGUGGUUAGCUAUAAUGCGUUUAUAUCAGGGUUAGUUCGGAAUGGUGUUUAUCGCGUUGUCUUGAAGGUCUUUAAGGGCAUGUUUGAGUCUUCCAGUGAAGGGCCUAAUUCAGUCACUUUGGUUAUAGUUUUGGGUGCUUGUUCUAAUGUCAUUAACCUUCGAUUUGGAAGACAAGUUCACGGUGUUGCUAUGAAAAUUGGAUUACAGUUUGAUAUAAUGGUGGGAACUGCACUUGUAGAUAUGUAUGCUAAAUGUGGCUCACACUCUUGUUAUCUUGUAUUUAGAGAGAUGAAGGGUAACAGGAAUCUAAUUACAUGGAAUUCAAUUAUUUCUGGAAUGUUCUUGACUGGCGAUUGUGAUACUGCCCUAAAAUUGUUCUCUGAACUGGAAUCUGAAGGAUUGGUACCAGAUUCUGCAACUUGGAAUACAAUGAUCAGUGGGUUUUCAAAACAAGGACAAUAUGACAAAUCAGUGCAGUUCUUUACCGAGAUGGUAUCAAAAGGAAUUGCUCCGAGUUUGAAGUCACUUACCAGCCUUUUGGAUGCAUGUUCUACGAUCUCAUCCCUGCAGUUGGGAAAGCAGAUUCAUGCAGCGGCCAUAAGAACUGAAAUCAGUAACGAUGAGUUCUUCACUACUGCCCUCAUCGACAUGUACAUGAAGUGUGGGCAAUCAUCUUGGGCACGCAGAAUAUUUGACCUGUACAAAAUCAAACCUCGCGACCCAACAUUCUGGAAUGCGAUGAUUUCAGGAUAUGGAAGAAAUGGCGAGGAAGAUUCUGCAUUUGAAGUUUUCUAUCUAAUGCAGAAAGAUAAUGUUGUGCCUAAUAGCAGCACAUUUGCUAACCUACUGACUGUGUGUAGUCAUGCAGGUCAGCUUGACAAAGGAUUACGAGUAUUUGAGAUGAUGACCGUAAAAUAUGGCCUGAUGCCAACUUCACAGCAUUUUGCUUGCAUGGUUGACCUAUUGGGUCGAUCUGGUCACCUUCAGAAAGCUCAAGAAUUGUUGCGUGAAAUCCCUGAGAUUUCUAGUUCUGUGUUUUCUUCAUUGCUUGGUGCUGCUGGGCACCAUUUGGAUCCCAAGCUUGGUGAAGAUAUGGCGAAGGAACUUUCUGAGUUGGAACCUGGAAAUCGAGCUACAUUCGUGGUUUUAUCUAAUAUAUAUGCAGCAACGGGAAGGUGGGAGGAUGUUGAGAGAAUCAGGAAUAUGAUUGGUGUGAAGGGACUGGAGAAAUUUCCGGGCUAUAGUGUACAAGUGACUUGAAAAGAUCCACAUAUUAUCUGACCAGAAGUCAGAAUGCCACACAAUUACCGGCAUCAUGCAGGUAACGGCAGAAAAACGGCUAUUAUCGGCACAAGUUUUUGAAAGACUGAAGGGAGUUUCUCUGCUGGAAAACAG
This is a messenger RNA of Spinacia oleracea (spinach), 2132 nucleotides long. RefSeq names its product pentatricopeptide repeat-containing protein At2g02750. Gene Ontology annotation, cellular component: intracellular membrane-bounded organelle. Gene Ontology annotation, biological process: RNA modification. Bases 150 to 1997 code for a protein of 615 amino acids. The transcript has a single exon. Gene Ontology annotation, molecular function: RNA binding; protein binding. Lineage: Eukaryota; Viridiplantae; Streptophyta; Magnoliopsida; Caryophyllales; Amaranthaceae. The record is from RefSeq and is a predicted model, not a curated record.